AUGAGAAUUUUCAAAGUUGACUCGCCAUUAGACGCCGAAUUAAAGGUCUUAAAAGUAUUAUCGGAUUAUGAUGCUGAUUGUGCAGUGAAAUUGGUUGAUAGUGCCUAUGAUGAUACAAGUGAAUUAUUGUGGUUUGCUGUUUCGUCUAGAUUUGAUGAGUCGUUGAAGAUUUUCUUUGUUGAUAGCCCCUAUGAUUGUGAUAUCAAGAUCAAGUUUGUGGAUUCUCUUUAUGAUGUGAGAUGGAUCAAUGAAGAUAAGAAGCAUCUCUUGAAGAACAAUUCUCCAAACGUGUAA
Naegleria lovaniensis is the source of this 294-nucleotide messenger RNA. RefSeq lists its product as uncharacterized. The transcript has a single exon. The coding region runs from base 1 to 294 and encodes 97 amino acids. The record is from RefSeq and is a predicted model, not a curated record. NCBI's taxonomy places the organism in Eukaryota, Heterolobosea, Eutetramitea, Acrasida, Naegleriidae.